This is a messenger RNA of Prunus armeniaca (apricot), 243 nucleotides long. Lineage: Eukaryota; Viridiplantae; Streptophyta; Magnoliopsida; Rosales; Rosaceae. The record is from the annotation of a GenBank genome assembly.
AUGUCUGGGCAGCUGGUUGUGUCCUGGGAGCUUCUAGAAUGCGGAGGUUAUUAUGAGGAGGUUAUACAAACAAUAGCUGCCCCUUUCCAACUUCCAGAAGCCGAAUUUGCUACUCCGAAAAGAAAAAAACGAAGACACUCAACUGUGGAGAACACUGCUGAAGGAGAAGGAACAAGGGUUGAAACCCACAACUCAAUUCUUUCACUGAAAAUGGUUCAUCAUUACCCAUUACAACAACCAUAA